Messenger RNA from Acanthisitta chloris (rifleman), 872 nucleotides. Its product is annotated as dual specificity mitogen-activated protein kinase kinase 6-like. Gene Ontology annotation, biological process: MAPK cascade; protein phosphorylation. Gene Ontology annotation, molecular function: MAP kinase kinase activity; ATP binding. The record is from RefSeq and is a predicted model, not a curated record. Lineage: Eukaryota; Metazoa; Chordata; Aves; Passeriformes; Acanthisittidae.
GCAAGAAGAGAAACCCUGGGCUGAAAAUUCCUAAAGAAGCAUUUGAGCAACCACAGACAAGCUCCACGCCACCCAGAGAUCUAGACUCUAAAGCCUGCAUCUCUAUUGGUGAGGAGAACUUUGAGGUGAAGGCUGAUGACCUGGAGCCCAUCUCCGAGCUGGGACGAGGUGCGUACGGGGUGGUGGAGAAGAUGCGGCACAUGCCCAGCGGGCAGAUCAUGGCAGUGAAGCGGAUCCGAGCCACAGUCAACAGCCAGGAGCAGAAGAGGUUGUUGAUGGAUCUGGAUAUCUCCAUGAGGACAGUAGAUUGUCCCUUCACCGUCACCUUUUAUGGGGCACUUUUCCGAGAGGGAGACGUGUGGAUUUGUAUGGAGCUGAUGGAUACCUCACUGGACAAAUUCUACAAACAUGUCAUUGACAAAGGUCUGACGAUUCCUGAGGACAUCUUGGGGAAAAUUGCUGUCUCUAUUGUAAAAGCACUAGAACAUCUGCACAGUAAGCUCUCCGUGAUCCACCGAGAUGUAAAGCCCUCUAACGUGUUGAUCAAUACGCAGGGGCAGGUGAAAAUGUGUGAUUUCGGCAUUAGUGGUUACCUCGUUGACUCGGUUGCUAAAACCAUGGAUGCAGGAUGCAAACCCUACAUGGCUCCUGAGAGAAUUAACCCGGAGCUGAACCAGAAGGGAUACAGCGUCAAAUCCGAUAUCUGGAGCCUGGGCAUCACCAUGAUUGAGCUGGCCAUCCUGCGCUUUUCCUACGAAUCCUGUUGGGGGACACCCUUCCAGCAGCUCAAGCAGGUGGUGGAGGAGCCGUCGCCGCAGCUCCCAGCGGAGAAGUUCUCAGCGGAGUUCGUCGAUUUUACCUCGCAAUGGUAA